CAGACACCCUCGCCGUUGGCCGUCUCCGCGAUUCUUGGGACAGUCUUGGAGCCUAGGCCUAGUGACGUCGCGAGGUCGCGGGGGUACGGGUACGCGUCGGCGAGAUCAGGUGAAAAUCUAUUGACUUGCAGUUUGCAGUCGAUGAAUCGGGCCUGAGAGGGCUUCGUAUACGGGCGGAAAGGAAAGAAAACAAUCGGACCGACGUCCGCCGAGAUGGCCGACAGCGAGCAGAAGGCGUUGCACCUGGUGGCGGAGGCCGAGAGGAAGCUGUCGUCGUCGAAGGGCUUCUUCGGCACCCUGUUCGGGAGCUCGUCGAAGGUCGAGGAAGCGGUGGAAUGUUACCAACGGGCGGCGAACAUGUUCAAGAUGGCAAAGAAGUGGAGUUCGGCGGGGAAGGCGUUUUAUGACGCGGGGGAGUUACACGCGAAGGCGGGUAGUCGUCACGACGCGGCUAGUAAUUACGUAGACGCUGCCAAUUGCUUCAAGAAGUCCGAUACAAACGAGGCGAUCAGCUGCCUGUUGAAAGCCAUCGAGAUUUAUACCGACAUGGGUCGUUUUACGAUGGCAGCCAAGCAUCAUCAAAGUAUAGCCGAGAUCUAUGAAAGCGAGGCGGUCGACUUGGAGCGCGCGGUGCACCACUACGAGCAGGCCGCGGACUAUUUCCGCGGCGAGGAAAGUAACUCCUCCGCGAACAAGUGUCUCUUGAAAGUCGCGCAGUACGCCGCGCAACUUGAGAAUUACGAUAAAGCCAUUCGGAUCUAUGAGCAGGUCGCUUCCGCGGCAUUAGAAAGUUCUUUACUAAAAUACAGCGCCAAGGAUUACUUCUUCCGCGCUGCGUUGUGCCACUUGUGCGUGGACUCGUUAAACGCCCAGCACGCGAUCGAGCGUUAUCAGGAGCAGUAUCCCGCUUUUCAAGAUUCUAGAGAAUACAAACUGGUUAAGACGUUGAUAGAGCAUUUGGAGGAACAGAAUCUAGAAGGUUACACAGAAGCGGUGAAGGAAUACGAUUCAAUUUCAAGAUUGGAUCAGUGGUACACGACAGUAUUGUUACGUAUAAAAAAGCAAAUUAAUGAUAAUCCGGAUCUACGCUGAUCAGUUGCGCUCUACUUGCGUUAUUUUCUGGCAACGAUAUUCCCAGACCAUGCGUAUUCGUUAUUGAGUCACACUCUAUUUUCAGUGGAAACUAUAAAGUAGUUCCAUUUUUAUAUUUAGAUGUAAUUGGCCCGUAUUAUCAUUGCUUCCUCGUGCAAUUUUUCUUAUUUACCUUAUUUACUACAUCUUUUUAAAUCGUUAGCGUAUCCAUGAAGUCACAUGGAGAAUCACGGUAUGCAAGAAUGUGAGAGACGAUUAUUUCGAACGUCGUAAUCCUCAUGAUUAUUUUUUAUUAAUUAAAUACACAGCCUUACUGUCAGAUAUUGGCGAGUAUUACACCGAGAAUGUCGUUGUUUUUUUGUUGUUGUAAAGUAAUAGAGCCUACGGUCUUUAUUUCUCUUACUUUGUGUACUUUGUAAAUCUCUUCCUUUCAAAAAUCGAUAUUCUUACUACAAAUUAACCAAGAUUAUUAUAGACUUUAGGCUUUAAAAGCCUAAAUAAUACUGACUACAAACAAUACUGAAUCGACAAAUUUUUUGUUCUUUCCUACCUCAGGAUAAUUUAACAACAAACGCUUAAUUAUGUUCUCUCGUUUAAUAAAGCAAGGAGCAAGUAUUGUACAUUAUUUCGAUGUAUAUAAUUUAUAUUUAUUUAAACAAUAACUUUCCUUUGUUUCUUUAUAAUACGACUGUUAAUACGAUUUCACUUCAAUUCUUUUUUUUUCCGAUAUUUUACGGCGAAGGAAUUAUGACGAUCAAGUAUGACCGUCAUCAUUUGUCACUCUUGCACUGCCAAAUUUAUUAAGGUAACGAAUGUAGUGUACGUCUAAUUGGUACAGUUCAUAAUUAUCUCUUUUUUUCUUCUUCCUUCUCCACUUUUCUCCCCUUGGUCCUUUCUGUUUCUUGCGUUCGUUUGAUUUGAAAAUACGGCUGCUACUUGUUUGUAUAGGUUUACAGCUUUAAGCCGA
This is a messenger RNA of Temnothorax curvispinosus, 2059 nucleotides long. RefSeq names its product alpha-soluble NSF attachment protein (gene alphaSnap). Lineage: Eukaryota; Metazoa; Arthropoda; Insecta; Hymenoptera; Formicidae. Gene Ontology annotation, molecular function: syntaxin binding; soluble NSF attachment protein activity. The record is from RefSeq and is a predicted model, not a curated record. Gene Ontology annotation, cellular component: vacuolar membrane; SNARE complex. The transcript has 5 exons. Gene Ontology annotation, biological process: SNARE complex disassembly; intracellular protein transport. The coding region runs from base 214 to 1092 and encodes 292 amino acids.